AUGAAGAGGUUUUUCGGGUUCGGGAGGAAGAAGAAGGGGCGGCCGGCAGCGGGCCGGCAGCGCCGCCAAGCCCUUCCCACCGGUGCCUACGAGCUCCGGCUGCAGGAGCUGGGCAAGCUGCACCGUGCGGCCGCCCGUGGCGACCUGGGUCAGGUGCGGCAGAGACUGAAGAAAUGCGGCAUCGACGAGCGGGACAUGGCGGAGCGGACACCGCUGCAUCUUGCUUCUGCGAAUGGCCAUGUGCAUGUUGUUACAUAUCUCGUAGAAAACAAGUGUAAGCUAAAUCUUACUGACAGUGAUAACAGAUCGCCACUGAUGAAGGCAGUACAGUGCCAGCAAGAAGAAUGUGUAGCUAUUCUGCUAGAGCACGGUGCCAACCCCCAUCUGGCGGAUGCUGACGGCAACACUGCCCUUCACCUUGCUGUCCGAUCUCCUAAUACAACCGUAGCGGGGCUGUUACUUGAGCAUAAUGCCAAUAUUGAUGCUCGGAAUAAGGAGGGAAACACUCCGCUUAUUCUUGCUAUCUCUGAACAUCAUGAAGAUAUAGCAGAGUUUCUUCUGCAGAAAGGAGCUGAUGUGCAUGCUCGAGAUCACUGUGAAAGAACCCCACUUAUGACUGCAGCAUCUGGUGGACAGCUUAAUUUAAUAAAAGUUCUUCUUGGAUAUGGUGCUGAUCUUUUCCAUAAAGACACUAACGGAUGGACAGCUGAGGAUUAUGCUGUUACUCAUGGAUAUUCUAGUCUUUGUAAACAACUGGUGGCAUACGCAUUCCGGGGAGACAGAGACGAAGGUGGUGCACAAGGCGGCACAGUACCUGGCAUUCCUCACCGGGCCGGAGCUGCUGGCUUGACGUUGGGUGCACCUGCUGUGGACAGAGGAGCAAUAGACGGCUUGUCGCAAGGAGACUCAAUCGGGUAA
Molecule: messenger RNA, 918 nt
Organism: Falco peregrinus (peregrine falcon)
Lineage: Eukaryota; Metazoa; Chordata; Aves; Falconiformes; Falconidae
Product: putative ankyrin repeat domain-containing protein 20A5
Exons: 7
Coding region: 1-918 (305 amino acids)
Molecular function (GO): protein binding
Source: RefSeq, a predicted model, not a curated record